Messenger RNA from Leptosia nina, 1656 nucleotides. Lineage: Eukaryota; Metazoa; Arthropoda; Insecta; Lepidoptera; Pieridae. The record is from the annotation of a GenBank genome assembly.
AUGUGUCUGUGGCUACUGACUGCUUGUUUAGGACUUUUACCCAAUGGCCCUACGCAACAAGCGCAAAUUAUAAUAGUACAGGGUGUACCCACACCAAUAUUACAGCCAACGACAGCAGCGACUGCAGCCACACCAGCUCCCACUACCGCUACGACUGCAACAAUGAGUACUCAAACAAUGGCUCCUACAGCAGCACCAACCACCGCUAGUACGGCCAGACCAACAACCCCAACAACAAUGACACCAGCGCCAACAAUGACUACUCAAAGCUCUACAUCAAUGACCCCAACGACUGCGAGACCUACCUCUCCUGGUAAUAUAAUAUCAACAAUAACCAGCUUACCAACUUCUAACCCAACCAUAACAACACCACAAACUAUUAACACAAGUUCGACGCCAUCAACCAUUAAAUCAAACACAUCUGGGGGGAUGGAAACCAUUGUUUUAGUCUGUGAUAAUCCCGAUGCGAUAUGUGUUUCUAAUCCUGACGACAAUACCGCAGGGCAGUUACCGAUCGAUCCUCGACUUGGGUCCACGCCGGCAGCACAAUUUCGACUACCGCCGAUCAGUGGCUACAAUGCACAAAACCCAUCUUUUGACACGGCUGUCAAAUUUCCAAGAGAGAAGAGAAGUAUCGAUGAGUAUUCAAAGAAAAUUGCACAAUACGUCUACGAUUCGUCUGAACACAGAAUUCGCAAAAGACAAAGUAGCUGUCGUUGUGUGCCAGCUGGGACUUGUGUUAAGACCACAAAUGGCAAUGGAAUGAUUGACAUAAGAAUUGUGACACCGACGGCUAUGCCAUGUCCAGCGGGCCAGGAGAACUGCUGUGGAAGUACGACGUCAACCAUUGCAUGUGGAACCCUGCAAACAUCACCCUCACCUGUAGUAACACCCGCCGCUGGUCAAGCAAACUUUGGGGAAUAUCCAUGGCAGGCACUUAUUCUAACUAAACAGAACGAUUAUAUCGCUGGAGGUGUUUUGAUUGAUCAACUUAACGUGAUAACAGUGAUCCAUAGACUAUCAACCUAUGUUGUGUCUGGAACGGCUCCUAAUGUCAAAGUUCGUCUUGGAGAAUGGGACGCCGCUGGCACUUACGAACCGGUACCCUUCCAGGAAUAUACAGUGGCGAAAGUGUUCACCCAUCCCUCAUUUAACCCUAAUACUUUGCAAUAUGACAUCGCUGUCCUUCGGCUGACAGCAGCAGUGCCUCUCACGCCCAUGGUCGGAUCGGCUACUACUAUUAAUAGAGCAUGUCUUCCGCCGAGCUCGACUACACAAUACACAGGUCAAAGAUGUUGGGUAUCCGGAUGGGGCAAAGACAUGUUCGGCAUGCAGGGCCAGUUCCAGCAGAUCCUCAAAGAAGUAGACGUUCCCAUCGUGGCUCCAGGUACAUGCCAAUCACAGAUGCAGACCGCACGCCUCGGUGCAUCUUAUGUGUUGGACACAACCUCGUUUAUUUGCGCUGGUGGUGAAGCUAGCAAGGAUUCUUGCACUGGUGACGGAGGUUCCGGCCUAGUGUGUCAAGUGCAGGGUCAAUGGGUGGUGGUGGGGCUCGUCGCGUGGGGUCUCGGCUGUGCUAACGCAAAUGUACCAGCCGCUUACGUCAACGUAGCUGCUCUCUUACCCUGGAUACAGCAACAAGUCGCCACUGCAUAG